CAUAAAACAGCUACAUUGAUCUGUCUCCAAACUUAAGGAGAUAUUUGGGUCUCUAUAUUAUGCUUUAUUCUGUUGAUCUGAGACUAAGUUUGUCCUACUGCGUAGGUAUCAUGGUAUCGUAACGAUAACCGCUAGAGGCUAGAUCUCAGUCUGCGUCUAAAUGUUUGAGAACUGCGUUGACAAGCUCGCGACUAAACCAAUUGACGAGUACAAUCUCAUCGGGAAACCUGAAACAGCACAUAUAGAAAACAGUUGUAGCCUAUAAUCAGAAAGCAUCUGAACUAUCAAUCGUUGGCAUCUGGAUCUCGUUAAUGGAUUAGCUACCACGGAGGGGUCAGUGCACAAUGCUUAGCUAACACUGAUACCACGUGAUGCAGCUCGUUCCCCCUGGAACUGCGCGUCCAAAUGUCACGAAGCUGAGGCCAGUCACUUCGCGCCAAAAUUUCUCCAAGACGCGACCCAUUUCAUCGCCAGACUCCAUCAACAUCACGACGCUAGCGACAUCGAAUUCCCGACGACGUACGAACAAUCAUCUCUCUGAUUCGUGAUAAUUCUGUUCGCCAAAUAUCGCACAAUAAUCUGAUUGUGCGCGCUCGAUUGAUUCGCCGUCCUGAACUACCGUUCGCGGUCUGAUCGCGGUAACCAUAAAGAUGGACGACUCUGCUACCUAUGGCUCGCCCGGCAACGGUGCCUCGCCCAACAGCAACCCUAUCCUCGCUCAGCCUCCCCUGCAGCCAGAGUCAGGUGCAGGCGACAGCGAAGACAUCCAGAUGUCCGAGGGAUUGGCUACUGAGUCAAACAUCAAACAGGAUAGUACAACUCCUGCGCCAGCUCGAGGCGAUGAGGAGAUGAACGAUGCGCCCGCUGAUGAUGCCAAGACGAAGGAGGAUGGAGCGGCCGCUACAGAUGGUCAAGAAUCCAAGUCAAAGGAGGUUGUUGAGUCGGCUGCUCGCGACCAUCUCAUCGCGCAGACUCACGCGAUUGUCCUUCCCAGCUACAGUACCUGGUUCGACAUGAAUGCUAUUCACGAAAUCGAGCGUAAAGCCAUGGCCGAGUUCUUCAACAACCGUAACCGAAGCAAAACACCAGCUGUCUACAAGGAUUACCGCGAUUUUAUGAUAAACACAUAUCGCCUCAACCCUGUUGAAUAUCUGACAGUCACAGCCUGCCGCAGGAACUUGGCUGGUGAUGUUUGCGCCAUUAUGCGCGUCCACGCCUUCUUGGAGCAAUGGGGCUUGAUCAACUAUCAGGUUGACGCCGAGCAACGCCCAUCACACGUUGGACCACCCUUCACUGGCCAUUUCAAGAUCAUAUGCGAUACUCCCCGAGGCCUCCAGGCGUGGCAACCUUCUGCCGACCCUGUGGUUCUGGAAGGCAAGAAGAGCCAAGAUACCGACCAAAAGGCUGCUGCUGCCGCUCCCGCUAAAGGGGAGCAGAACCUCGAAAUUGGACGAAACAUUUACGAGGCCAAUGCUAAGAACACCCUCAUUAGCAAGACUGAGGGCAAGACCAAUGGUGAGACGCCAGCCACCAAUGGCGCAACUGGUGCCGAUGAUGCCACCAAGACCCCCAUCGCCAAGGUCCAUUGCCACCAGUGCGGCAAUGAUUGCACUCGGAUAUACUAUCACAGCAACCAUACAGAUGCCAACCCCAAGGCCAAAUAUGACCUUUGCCCUAACUGCUUCACUGAGGGUCGCCUGCCUGCCAACCAUAACAGCAACAUGUAUGUGAAGAUGGAGAACCCCACCUACACAUCGACCUUGGACCGCGAUGCUCCAUGGACGGAUGCCGAGAUUCUGCGACUCCUUGAAGGCCUCGAGCGAUUCGACGACGAUUGGGGUGAGAUUGCAGAGCAUGUUGGUACCCGCACAAGGGAAGAGUGUGUUCUCCAAUUCCUUCAGCUGGACAUUGAGGAGAAGUAUUUGGACUCUGAGGCUCCCAUCAGUGCCCCGACUGGCCUGUCUAUGCUUGGCCCCCAACAAGGACAGCUUCCCUUCAGCCAAGUUGAUAACCCUGUGAUGUCUGUCGUCGGUUUCCUUGCUAGCUUGGCAGACCCAGCCAGUACGGCAGCGGCCGCAAGUAAAUCUGCCGAAGAGCUCAAGCGCAAGCUCCGCAAGCAGCUCGACGGCGACAAAGCCGAUGAUGAUUCCCAGGCCAGCGGUGACAGCAAAGCCAAGAGUGAUUCUAUGGAUAUCGACCUCCGACAAGAGACCACGACGACUACAACCACAACUACGACGACCACCACAAAGACCAACGCGCUCGCAUCCAUUCCUCUGGCUUCGAUAGGUGCUAGGGCUGCCGGAUUUGCAUCUCAUGAAGAACGCGAGAUGACUCGCCUGGUUUCCGCUGCUUCAAAUGUGACACUACAAAAACUUGAAUUGAAGCUCAAGUAUUUCGACGAGAUGGAGGCCGUCCUACGUGCGGAGCGACGAGAGCUUGAACGGGCAAGACAGCAACUGUUUCUCGAUCGAUUGACCUUCCGACGUAGAGUUCGAGAAGUACAGGAGGGCCUGAAGGCUGCCGCGGCUGUUGGAGGCGAACAAGGCGUACGACUUGCACAAGAAGCUAUGAGCGAAGGAGACCGGUUGAGCUUCCAGGCCGUCCCAGGCGCGCAGGCCGUCCCACCUCCCAGCAGUGAUGGCCAAAUUAAGAGCUACGAGGCAUGAAGGACGGAAUUGAGACUGGAUAGCAUGAGCUCUAAUUAGGGGAAAGCACUGUUUGGACACUUGGAAUCAAAGUCACGGCGUCUGGUUGGUACAAGGAAUUGAAGUGCCGGGAUCAUCACGGAUCUCAAGCUGUGUCACUUUCUGUCACUUAAUAUGAGCUGCGUCUGCGCGAUGCUGGUUAAAAUGUGACGGAUGAGAUUGAAGCACAUCCUUGAGGGUCUCUACAACCACUGACCAGAGACAACUUGGGAGAUUCUUCAGAAAGCAACUUGGCCAUUGAUGGACACAAGGCCUGCACGUUAAUCUAGUCUUCUGCGGAGGGUGUACUAGUACAUGGUAUAGAUGCUUUGGUGGUUUUGUCGCAGCAGAAAUUAUUUGGUCAAUGAACGGUUGGGUUGUAAAUUGGCGAAUUGGAAUGUUUUAUGUUAGCUGUUAUGCUCUCUACCUAUCGAGUUUUCUCAUUGUGUGAUCCAUGACUGUCGGAUUGUACUAUGUAUGUUGAGUUUUGCAGUUUGCAAUGAUUGAUUAAGGUAGUUCAUAUUGUGUGUGCCAGAUCACAUCAAUGAUCGGGCAAACGGGGAAGAGACAGUAUAUACAGUGUAAGAGACCAAGUUCGCAAUGCUCCGUAUGACGAUUUGAGGGCUUGGAAGAUGGCAAUGGACCAAGGGAACAAGUAACAUCAAAUGGAGAUGAGCUCUCUCCACUUCCCCACGAAUAAGGAAAACUGGGGUAGAUUCAGGCUUUGACGUAGUGUCUUCUUAUGGCGUAGUGGUGUAAAUUGGUGGAUUACUUGUGAAGAAUGACCGGAGGCAUGUGAGCACUUUAAACAGAGCAGAGUAAGCUGACUAUGAUAGGGAAAUGCUUCGACUUUGUCCGACCCUUGUAGUUG
This is a messenger RNA of Fusarium odoratissimum NRRL 54006, 3558 nucleotides long. RefSeq lists its product as uncharacterized. The coding region runs from base 651 to 2669 and encodes 672 amino acids. Lineage: Eukaryota; Fungi; Ascomycota; Sordariomycetes; Hypocreales; Nectriaceae. Gene Ontology annotation, molecular function: histone binding; DNA binding. Gene Ontology annotation, biological process: positive regulation of DNA-templated transcription. The record is from RefSeq and is a predicted model, not a curated record. The transcript is spliced from 4 exons. Gene Ontology annotation, cellular component: SWI/SNF complex.